Messenger RNA from Corticium candelabrum, 1633 nucleotides. Its product is annotated as serine/threonine-protein phosphatase 6 regulatory ankyrin repeat subunit A-like. Gene Ontology annotation, biological process: protein localization to ciliary inversin compartment. The record is from RefSeq and is a predicted model, not a curated record. Gene Ontology annotation, cellular component: ciliary inversin compartment. NCBI's taxonomy places the organism in Eukaryota, Metazoa, Porifera, Homoscleromorpha, Homosclerophorida, Plakinidae. The transcript has 10 exons. Gene Ontology annotation, molecular function: protein binding. The coding region runs from base 495 to 1190 and encodes 231 amino acids.
GCUAUUGUAUCAUGGGCAGUUGAAGGUUGUUUCGCGUAACACGUAAACACAACAAUUUCUGCAAGCAAACACGCGUGUGGCUUUCUGUAAUACUAGAAAGGUUAUUUGUGUAUCUAGUGUGCGUAGAGAGAAUUAUUGCACGUGAUCAAAUGACUUGCUUAAUUGAGCAUGCGUAGAAUGUAGAUGACGUCACAGAGACUCGUACCAGUAGACUGUCAGUGACUGAGUUGGUGCGUUUACGGCGAGUACCGCACAACAGGACUCUCAUUUUGGCUGUGAUGUUGUCACUGUUGGGUAGAUGAUGCUCUUCGUUUGAUCUCGUUGGCGCUUAAUGUAUCAGUUGCCUCUGAAAUGGAUGAAGAAUUGAGUGAAGUGGUGAGGAGAGGUGAUGUUCAGGCAGUAAUGCGUUUUGGAAGCUACAAGUUGAUAUCAAUACACGUGAUGAGUAUGGGGACACUCUUUUGAUCCAAGCAUGUUGGUAUAAUCAGAAGGAAAUGGUUGAGUUUCUGCUCACUAAAUCAGCAGAUGUUGAUGGGACUGACAGGAUAGGACGGACAGCUGUAGUUGUAGCUACAAUCAAGGGAUCGCAAGAUAUUGUUGGUCUAUUACUGAAUGUCAAAGAUAUUAAUGUGAUGAAGAAAGAUAAUAUGGGAGGUACAGCCAUACAUUAUGCUGCAGCCAAUAAUCACGUGACCAUUGUAGAGAGACUUUUGUCUUGUUCUGUUCCUGUUGAUAUCAAUGAUAAUGAUGGUUGUACACCACUGUGGUGGGCUACCUAUUAUUGUCAUGUGUGUUGUGUUGAUGUUCUCCUAAAACAUGGAGCGAGUCCUCAACAUGAGAGUAAGAGGGGAUCACCACUGGAGAUUGCCAAGAAAAAUGGUGACAGUGAUGUGGUUGAGAUGAUGGAAGAAGCCAUAAGAUUGAUAUUUCAUCCCUAUAUGGAGGGUCAUGUGUCUGUUAUCAGACAUCAAGACCAACAGACAAUUGCUGAACUGCAGAGUGAAGUCGAGAAGAUGAGAGAAGAAUUAAGACAAUCAUCCCUGGUCCAUGAGAGUGAAGUCACGAGGUUGAGGACCGAGAUCCAACAGAAAGAGAAGGAAGUUAGGGAAGGCCACAUGGUAUCUGAUGAAUCUUGGUUAUUGUCAGCCAGCAGGAGACGUCAUGCAUGCUGUCAGUGCUUUGGCUUGUGAUCAGUGGAGUGAUGUUGGACUUGAGUUAGGAUAUCGAAUGCCUAAAAUCAACUCAAUCACUUCAUCCAUUCCUGUAUUUGGUAGCAAACUGCAUGCCAUACUGCAAACAAAAGCACUUGCUGUUCGCACAUGCGAUUUCAUUCGUAUGAUGUUGUCUGCUUGCCAGCGUAUUUCCAUGCCAAUUUGUGCUGCUACAAUAAGAGCUGAGGUGGUUAAACGUCAAGAGAGACUGAAAACACAGAACGGUGGACAAUAGAAUAAUUGGCUGUCCCUUUGUUGAUCAUAUGGUUUAUGCUUUAUUGUUGAGUGAUGUGUUAGUAAGAAUACCUUUUUUGUUUGUAAUGCUUCGUGCAUUUAGCUAUUUUUAUUAGAAUUGCAGCUUGAACACACUAGACAUUAGAUGCAGUGUGUAUGGUAAUUAGUAAAGAGUUAUUGAUAUUGAA